Molecule: messenger RNA, 1320 nt
Organism: Lodderomyces beijingensis
Lineage: Eukaryota; Fungi; Ascomycota; Pichiomycetes; Serinales; Debaryomycetaceae
Source: the annotation of a GenBank genome assembly
AUGGACCGUCUACGGUCGUUUCUACAGGAAGGUGGCUAUAAUAGAGUCGGUACAAAUGAAGCCCACAAUAACAGCAUACCUGGUGGGUUCCCUGAGGAGCCGGUACAGCAAGCUCCACGCACAAUGUUCAAUACCCAUUCCCUCGGGGAGGCGGUUCAUAAAGUUUCAGCAUGGAUCAACUACCUCGUGAUCCAGCCCGUCAUCAUCGUGAUUGUGGUUCUUUUCCAACUCCUAUCGAAAUUCAUCAAUACGCUUUACUUGAACCCCGCCACCAACGGCAAUCGAGACGACACCACUGACCCCAUUGACAAAGUCAACAAGUUUGUUCGCAACUUGGAAGACAGUCUCCCUCCGCAGAUGGACGCUUUGCUGCAUCUUCCACCCUUCUUCCAAGGCAGUUAUACUCAGGCGUUAUACAUGGCGACGCAGCGGGGCAAGUUUCUCUUUGUCUAUUUGACCAACCCUCAAAAUGAAAGUGCCUCGUUUAUAUUCAACGAAAGCAUCAUCAAUCGCGAAUUCGUCAAGAUUUUCAAGGAGCUGGAUAACCAAGUGAUUAUAUGGGGAGGCGACUUGACCAACCCCGAGGCCUACCAGUUGGCCAACAGUUUGAACGUCACCAAGUUUCCGUUUUUGGGGCUCUUGUGCUUAACGCGCAACACCAAGAUGACCCCCGAGGGCCCGCAGAAGGAACCGUCCAAGAUCUCGUUGAUCGCCAAGAUGCAAGGAGGCUCGACGUCGAAUGCGUCGACCAACGGCGCCAAUUUGAUCAAGAGCAAAUUCAUCAGCAAGAUGAACAAAUACGAGCCGGAGUUGAAGCUCAUUCGACAGGAAUUGAAGGACAAAUACAUGACCGAAGUGCUCAAGAAGCAACAGGAGUACAACUAUUUGCAAUCGGUGCAUAAGGACAUGAUGAAAAAGGCCGAACGCACCAACCGGGCCAAGAUGAAGGAGUACCUUGAGUUUCGAGCACCCGAGUUUGCCAACUUGUCUCAGCCGGCGCCAAACUGCGCCAAGAUUGCGUUAAAGUUUGCUGAUUCUACACGACAGACGGUGUAUUUCCCCAAGGAUAUGCUAAUUGAAGACAUAUACAUCUAUAUCGAAUUAUCGAAGCGUCAAAUGCUUUCAGAUGAACCACCGCCAUCGCCGAGAGUAUCACCGCAGGAAGCCAAGCUCAAAUUCAAGGAUUUGCAAGUGAAUUUCAAAUUCAAGUUACUGUCUCCGUUGCCACCAAGAGUCGAUCUCCUCAGCAAGAGACGCGAAGUCAUUGAAAAUGUCAAUUUGGUCUACCCCAAUGGCUUAUUACUAGUUGAAGACGAAUAA